AAUCGAUUCUUUAACAAAUUUUCAGAAGUUAUGGCGGAUCUCACAGCGUUGAUUGCGAUUAUCAGAGACUGGUACUCGGCGAGUGUUCAGAGAAGACAAAUGAUUGAGAACUCACAUAUCAUCCCUUCAUCAGAAUUCAAUAUUUUUCGAUCAGCACGGAUGGCUGGUGAUGACGUUCCAUCGACUUCUGGAGCUCCUCCAGGAAGCUCGUCAGCUCCAACGCCUGCUGGAAACCAAGUAGCUCCGAUGCCUGCAACUCGUCCUAGAGAAGCUGAAUCACAAAACGCAGCACAACCCGGACUGAGUACACAAAUUUGGCGAGCGAUAUGUCCAUUGUGCGGUAGUAAUCGAGUUUCCAACACAGAGGAAAACACUAAUGUCCCGGUUACCGGUAACGUCACCCCCAGAGAUGUGCAAACUGAUCAACCAGUCGCUGAUCUGCAAUCCCCUCCGCUAUCCCCGUCGUCGUCAGUAGAGCAAUCCGGUUCACUUCCUCCUUUACCUGAAUCUCCUGCGUCACAGGCGAAUCGAGAAUCAACAUCAGCUCAACCGAGACUAGAUCAAAUACCCGAAGAUCCUUCCGAAGCUUCCAUGGCCAAUCAAACUCCGUCUGAACAGAGUUCUAGAGAUCGAGACUCGCAGUGCUCCUGCCCAAGUCGUGCUCCUGUCGAGGACCCUGUGGCAUCUUUUGAAUUGAAUGAUAAAGAUAGCAUCUCAAUCCCUUCAGACUCUGGAGCUUCGCUUAGAACAGGAUCCGCAGGUUCCGGAGGAGAGCCUGAAGUUCCACUGGCUCAAAACAACCCGGAAGCAAGAGGAAGAAGAGAGUGGCUGCAACAUCAAAACGCUGUUGGUUCAGGCGACACACCAAGCACGAGACCAUCAACUGCGGAAAAUAACUCUGACCACGGUGAAGGACCUUCGGAGCCACAAAAUCGUCCUCCAAGUCGACCUGAAGACGACGACGACGACAGUAAUAAGCCAUCAACCUCAGGCUUUAUUCGUAAGGGAAAGUCACUGAGCCGUCAAAUGAAAGUCUCUGUGGCUCAUUUUUGGAAUGAAUAUAAGACCGUUUAUCCAUCUGAACGCCUUCCUGCACCAACCACCUCGCCUGGAAGCCCAAAAAUCAACGACGGAAAAGAGUGCUGGCUGGACUCGUUCAAGAACCGAACUAUUGAGCAAGACUUGUUCACUUUUUGAAAACUCAACUAUCCUAUGUAAUAUUUAUUUGGACUUAUAUAAUUAAUUAACCUGUAGAUUUUCGAUUAUGUACUCACCUUAUCCUAUUAUUUGCAUAAUUUGACUAGAGUCACAUGUAAUGGGUCUAAUUGUGAUAAAUAACAUUUCUUGCGAGUAUGAACUUUGUAUUAUU
Molecule: messenger RNA, 1369 nt
Organism: Caenorhabditis elegans
Lineage: Eukaryota; Metazoa; Nematoda; Chromadorea; Rhabditida; Rhabditidae
Gene: era-1
Product: Embryonic mRna (mRNA) Anterior
Exons: 4
Coding region: 31-1197 (388 amino acids)
Source: RefSeq, marked reviewed